Molecule: messenger RNA, 4296 nt
Organism: Knipowitschia caucasica
Lineage: Eukaryota; Metazoa; Chordata; Actinopteri; Gobiiformes; Gobiidae
Source: the annotation of a GenBank genome assembly
AUGAUUUGGUAUGUGGCCACUCUGAUAGCAAGUGUAUUCAGCACCAGAGGAACGGCCGCUCAAGGUGCCCACGGUGUGAGAGAGGAGCCCCGCUUUGUGACGGCGCGCGCUGGAGAGAGCGUGAUCCUGGGGUGUGACGUGUCCCCUCCCCUGGAUGGCCAGCAGCCUCCAUAUGUGGUGGAAUGGUUCAAGUUCGGAGUGCCUAUUCCUUUCUUCAUCAACUUUCGAUACUACCCUCCUCAUGUGGAUCCAGAGUACACAGGUCGGGCCUCUCUGCACGGGAAGGCCUCUCUGCAGAUUGACCCGGUGCGCUCCGAGGACCAGGGCUGGUACGAGUGUCGGGUCCUGAUGCUGGAGCAGCAGUAUGACACCUUCCACAACGGCAGCUGGGUGCAUCUCACUGUCAACGCCCCACCCACGUUCACAUCGACCCCCCCUCAGUAUGUGGAAGCGAAGGAGGGGGGCAACAGUGUUUUGAGCUGCUCCGCCCUGGGGAACCCCAAACCCCUGAUCAGCUGGCUGCGCGAGGGGGAGGAGCUCCAGACCACAUCCAAAUACUCCGUACAUGAUGGCAGUCUAACCAUUCUCACAAUCACAAGAGAUGACAGAGGCGCAUACACGUGUCGUGCCUACAGUGAUCAAGGAGAGGUUCUGCACACCACGCGGUUACUGGUUCAAGGACCUCCAUAUAUCGUCUCACCACCUGAAAAUGUGACCGUCAAUAUAUCCCAGAAUGCACUCUUUACGUGCCAAGCAGAGGCAUAUCCUGGCAAUCUGACUUACACCUGGUUCUGGGAAGAAGACAAUGUCUAUUUCAAAAAUGAUCUGAAGCUCCGCGUACGGAUCCUCAUUGAUGGGACACUCAUCAUCUUCCGGGUCAAGCCAGAGGAUGCUGGGAAAUAUACAUGCAGUCCCAGCAACAGCCUGGGUAUCUCCCCCUCGGCAUCGGCCUACCUGACUGUUCAGUACCCAGCCCGUGUGAUCAAUAUGCCCUCAGUCAUCUAUGUGCCAAGGAAACUUCCAGGCAUCAUUCGCUGUCCAGUGGAUGCCAACCCCCCUGUGACCUCUGUGAAGUGGGAGAAAGAUGGCUACCCUCUAAGAGUGGAGAAGUACCCUGGCUGGAGUUUGAUGACAGACGGAAGUAUCCGAGUGGCAGAGGCCACAGAGGACUCCCUGGGCACCUACACCUGUGUGCCUUAUAAUGCCCUGGGUACAAUGGGUAAAUCCCCCCAUGCCACUCUGGUGCUAAAGGAUCCCCCAUACUUUAAUGUGAGGCCUGGGGGGGAGUAUCGGCAGGAGGCGGGGAGAGAGUUAGUAAUCCCAUGUGCUGCUUCUGGAGACCCUGAUAUACCAAUUAUCACCUGGAGAAAAGUCGGCAAGCCCAGCAGGAGUAAGCACAAUGUCUUACCCAGUGGCAGCUUGCAGUUUCUGUCCCUUAGCAAAGACGACCAUGGAGAAUGGGAAUGUGUUGCCACAAAUGUGGUCACGAGCAUCACUGCCAGCACACGUAUCCUAGUGAUAGGCACCAGUCCGCAUGCACCUGGCAAUAUCCAUGUGUUUCCAUUAACAACAUCAGCUAACGUCUCCUGGGAACCGGGUUAUGAUGGGGGCUUUGAACAGACAUUUUCUGUGUGGUAUGGCCCGGUGACAAAGAAAACAGAUUUUGGGCCUCAUGACUGGCACUCGAUGCCCGUGUCUGGUGCUCAGACCUGGUUGCUGGUUCCCGGGUUGGAGCCUGGGACUGAGUACCAGUUCAGUGUGCUGGCGCAGAACAAAUUAGGCACUGGGCCUUUCAGUGAAGUAGUAACAGUUUCCACUGCAGGCUCUCCUCUGGGCACCCCAGAACCUCUGGUGCUUCUUACUCCACCACGGUGCCUCACAGCCAACCGUACUCAGCAAGGGGUACUCCUCACGUGGCUCCCACCAGCCAACCACUCUUCCCCCGUUGACCGCUACAUCAUGGAGUUUCGCCUUGGAGAGAAGUGGGAAGUCCUGGACGACUUGAUCUCUUCCACAGAGACUGAGCUGAUAGCCAGAGAUCUUGUUCAGGAAGCGUGGUAUGAAUUUCGAGUGAUGGCUGUCAUGGACGAUCUGAUCAGUGAGAGCAGUAAUGUCGUUGGAGUGUCGAGUACGGAUCCGUUUCCCCAUGCAGAGUUGACUGAUGAGGGCCUGGCUCGGCCUGUGGUGGCGGGUGUUGUGGCAACUAUCUGCUUUCUGGCAGCAGCUGUACUGUUUAGCACUCUAGCAGCUUGCUUUGUAAACAAGCAACAUCGUCGCAAGCUAAAGCGUAAACCAGAUCCCCCUUUGUCUGUGACACACUUCAGGAAAAGCAUAGAUUCACCGUUAUCAUCUGGGAAGAUUAGUCCAGAGAGUUCCCCUCCAUCUCGGCCCCGUUCUCUCUCUUCAGAUGGAUCCCAUGGUCCUGGCCUGUAUGUCCGCAAGUUGCCUAGCCCUCAAAGAGAAAAAGAAAAAGAGCUUUCCUUCUAUAAGAAAACAAAGCGGGCCAUAGCCAGCAAGAAAUACAGCGUGUCUAAACAUGAGGCAGAGGUCACUACUCCAAUAGAGCUGAUAAGCCGGGGUCCUGAUGGCCGCUUUGUAAUGGAGAGUCCCCCACAUCGGCGCAUCCAGGGCUUCCCCUUUGCAGAGGAGUCGGACAUGUACCCGGAGUUCCGCCAGUCAGAUGAGGAAAAUGAUUUUGACCCUGGGCCACUGCCACCCAUCAUGCCCACUCUGAGGCCUCAGCUCUCCCCAACAUCCUCAAGUCUGGAGUCCAUGCAGCCCCCCAACUACAGCCCCCGGCUGCACAGGCCCAUGGAAGGUAUGAGCUUUGGAGAGGGCAGUGCACUUCACGCUUCAGGGCAGGCUCCAGCCUCCCGCUACAGGGGCUUCCCCCAGGGACCUUUCUAUGGGUAUCUAGGCAGCCGUGGGGAUUCAGGGAUCCCACCACCAUUCUACAUGCCAGAUAUGAGCCCACGCAGCUCUGCUUUGUCCUCGCCUCCGGGCAUCGGCGAGGGGCCCUUUGGUUACCCCUCCAUCCCUGAGGAGAGUGAAGGGCUGGAGCAUCAUCAGUACACUGCCUCUGGCCAUUCUCUAUCACACACUCACAGUCCUCCUCACUCACCUGAGAGCUGGCAGCCUCACGAGCUGCCUUUCCUGGGCCUAGAGGCUUCUCGCUUCAUGUACCCUCACCACACCCUGCACCACGCCCAGGAUCUCCCUGAGCCGCCACCAUAUCCACCAGGCCGCUUGCACUUGCCUCCCCUCAAGGACCCAACCAGCACUGGACUUCUGCAGCUGGAGGUCCCUAUGGCUCCCCCCGGCAGAGACCGGUCCAUAGGACCCUUGGGGCCCCUGGGGCCUCCCAUGAGGCGUCUAACUAUGCAACAAGCCCAGAGUGUCGGCCAGCUCAGACACACGGCCCACGGUGUGGGUGUACCAGUGUUGCCUUACUCUGACCCGGCGGCCCGCGUAGGGAGCCCAAGCACAGCCCCAAGUAGUAGCCCUCAGUCAUGGCUGAGCCCACGGGCGGGACGCCGGGCAGAUCCAAGUCUACCCCCUUUAGUACUUCAACCGUCCCGACUUUCUCCUCUGUCCCAAAGCCCCUUAAGCACCCAGCCUGGUUCCCCAGACAUUUUAGUGCGCCCCCCACCCCGUCCCACCAUCCUGCGCACCUCCCGCUCUCUGGAGAUGCCUGAGAUCACUCUUCAGCCCUCAGCUACAGUCUCCUUCACACGGAGGUCCUCCCUUACAGCCUCACCCACGCAGGUCCAGGCCAGACACCCCAGCCCCAGUUUCCAUGCUCACAUGUCGUACGCCUCCACUGCAGCCAGUUAUCCAUCCCAGUCCCCCUCUCCCCCUUCUGAGGGCAGGGAUGUGUUCGGGCAGAGGCCGUCCCAAAGACGGACAGAGGAGGAGAUGCUGCCCUCAGAGCCCUCUCAGCUCCAUGUUACAGCCUCAGGGGAACCUCUAGGUGCGUCUGCGGAUCCUGCCGGCUCUGAGAGUUUACCAGCACUGCUACACCACUGCAUCACUAAAACUAAGGGAGCAGCUGCUAACAAUAAUAACAACAUAAACUCCACAGGGAAAACAGGUGUGGCAUCCUCUCAGAUCCAGCAGCUUUCUCAGAGACAACCAGAGGAACCGGACCUCCACUUCCACAGAAAGAUGAAACGACAGAAUAAGACCCCCUAUGAGUAUUUGGCCGCACUCCUGCACCGCAAGCCGUCUGAGGAGGAUCAGACAGGCAUCCUGGCCAGUGCAGACUCAGAGGGCCUCAACUACGGGACUCUCCACUGA